CGCACCGCCAGCGCAGCAGGCAGGCAGGGAGAACGUGCGGAGGACUCCGUGCUGAGGACUCCCAGCAGCUCCCUGGAGAGCCAGAGCCGGACCGGCUGGACCCCCGGAGGAGGACCCGACAGAGAGCUCGUUGCCACGGAAGAGGCCUCGGUUUAGGUCCUGACCAUGUUCUGCUCCGUGAAGGCGUUCGAGGGGCAGCAGUACUCCACCUUGAAGAGGCAGUGUCUGCAGAGCGGCCUGCUUUUCGAGGACCCCCGCUUCCCCGCCAAAGAUGACUCCCUCUUCCUCCAUGGCAACCGCAUUGGACGGGUGGUCUGGAAGCGCCCGCGGGAGCUGUGUGAAGAUCCUCACCUGUUUGUGGAUGGCAUCAGCGCUCACGACCUGCACCAGGGCCAGCUGGGCAACUGCUGGUUUGUAGCAGCCUGCUCCAGCCUGGCCUCCAGAGAGUCCCUGUGGCAAAAGGUCAUCCCAGAUUGGAAGGAGCAGGAGUGGGACUCGGAGAAGCCCGACUCGUACGCUGGGAUCUUCCACUUCCGCUUCUGGCGCUUCGGAGAGUGGGUGGAUGUGGUGAUCGAUGACCGACUUCCCACUGUGGACAACCAGCUGGUGUACUGCCACUCCAACGACAACAACGAGUUCUGGAGCGCCCUGGUGGAAAAAGCCUAUGCAAAAGUGUAUGGCUGCUAUGAAGCCCUGGACGGGGGGAACACAGCGGACGCUCUGGUGGACUUCACUGGGGGGGUGUCGGAGCCUGUGGACCUGUUGGAGGGACAGAUGGCCACAGACGAAGCCGCGAGGAACCAGCUGUUUGAGAGAGUGCUCAAGGUCCACAACCGCGACGGCCUCAUCAGCUGCUCCAUCAGGGCCACCACCAUUGAGGACAUGGAGGCGCGGCUGGACUGUGGUUUGGUCAAAGGUCAUGCGUAUGCAGUGACUGAUGUGAGAAAGGUUCGCCUAGGCCAUGGGCUGCUGGCCUUCUUCAAGUCUGAGAAGCUGCACAUGAUCCGCAUGAGAAAUCCAUGGGGAGAGAAGGAAUGGAGUGGGCCCUGGAGCGACAGCUCAGAAGAAUGGAACAAGGUGAGCAAGAGCGAGAGAGAGAAGCUGGGUGUCACCGUGCAGGACGACGGAGAAUUCUGGAUGACCUUCGAUGACUUCUGCCAGUACUUCACAGACCUGAUCCUGUGCCGCCUCAUAAACACGUCCUACCUGAGCAUCCAUAAGACCUGGGAGGAGGAGGUGAUGAGGGGGUCCUGGACUCACCGCCAGGACCCCCUCCGCAACCGGGCCGGGGGCUGCAUCAACCACAAAACCACCUUCCUGCAGAACCCGCAGUAUGUGUUUGAUGUGAAGAAGGUGGAGGACGAGGUGCUCAUCUGUUUACAGCAGAAGGAGAAGAGAGCCACUCCCAAAGAGGGCAAGUCUGAGAACCUGGCCAUCGGCUUCGACAUCCACCGGGUGGAGCUGAACCGGAAGUACCGUAUGCACACUGCGCAGCAGAAGGUAGCGGGCUCCAUCUACAUCAACUCUCGCUGCGUGUUCCUCAGGAAGGAGCUGAAAGAGGGACGCUACGUCAUCAUCCCCACGACCUUUGACCCCGGGCAGCAGGGCGACUUCCUGCUACGCGUCUUCACUGAUGUGCCUUCAGACUGCAAAGAGCUGUCCCUGGACGACCCCCCGCAGACAUGCUGGACAGGCAUGUGUGGGUACCCUCAGCUGGUCACUCAGGUCCAUGUGCUGAGCGCAGAGGGGCUGCAGGGACCUGACUCCAACGGAGCUGUGGACCCAUAUGUGAUCAUCUCGUGUGAGGGGGAGCGUGUGCGGUCUCCGGUCCAGAAGGACACACGCUGCCCAAACUUUGACGUCAAAGGCAUCUUCUAUCGCAAAAAACCCAAGGAGGCCAUCCACAUCGAGAUCUACAACCGGAACAUAAUCAUGGACACGUUCCUGGGCCAGGUGGUGGUGCUGAGUGACCCCAACGAACGACAGGAGCAGCACAGCCUUCACCUGCGUGACAGGGGCAACCGACAGGAGAGUGACCUGCCGGGCACACUCAUGGUGCGCCUCUGCACCUCCACCACGCUCACCAACAUCUGACGCCAUCGCAACCACUGCCCCCAAAGUAGAUCACUCAUUCUCCCUCGCGUCUCUCAUGUGGUCACUCACAUGACACUGCAAAAAUCAUGUGAUUUACAUGAGUUACAAUGACUUGACUUUUGGAUUUUAAAACUAUAUGUGACACUUUGAUUUUAAAUUUCAAAACUAUUUUUGCCACCAGAUAUUAAGUAGACAUGUUCAAAUCAAAUAUAGCUUUUACUGAUAACAAAUGAAAUGCUGAUUAUUACAUGAUGACUAUUGUCUGUGUAAUCCCUCAGUCAUCCAGGUCUGAUCCAUAUGAAGGAGGAGUUUCACUCACACUAAUUUCAUCUUUUGCUAUGAUGGUCAUUAUCCAAUCAGAAAGCAGAAUGAGCCUCAGAGGAGUCUCUCAUAAUAUGUUGAGAGUGCAGGCUACACACAGUUUCUUCAGUUUCGUACUUUUGAUUAGGUUAGAUUCAUUUACUCAUUGGCAAAGGUUGGUUUCAAAAUAUUUCUCAGUUGUUUU
This is a messenger RNA of Periophthalmus magnuspinnatus, 2599 nucleotides long. RefSeq names its product calpain 5b (gene capn5b). The record is from RefSeq and is a predicted model, not a curated record. Bases 166 to 2094 code for a protein of 642 amino acids. The transcript is spliced from 13 exons. Gene Ontology annotation, cellular component: cytoplasm. Gene Ontology annotation, molecular function: calcium-dependent cysteine-type endopeptidase activity. Gene Ontology annotation, biological process: proteolysis. NCBI's taxonomy places the organism in Eukaryota, Metazoa, Chordata, Actinopteri, Gobiiformes, Gobiidae.